AUGAUGGGCAAAGGUGACAUGGGAAAGGGAAGCAAGGGCGCAAAAGGCUUCUCAGCGAACGCGCAGCCAGAUGUGCAGCAAAUACUCGGAAAUUGCAUAGGACAGAUCAAGAGCUUCAACGCAGCUCAUGGAUUCGGCUUUAUCGUCUGCGAAGCCUUGCAGCAGCAAGGCUUUCGGCAGGAUGUCUGGCCCUUGUGGUUGUGCGUGUCUUCGGCACGGCAGUGUGGGUAG
Messenger RNA from Symbiodinium pilosum, 231 nucleotides. The record is from the annotation of a GenBank genome assembly. NCBI's taxonomy places the organism in Eukaryota, Dinophyceae, Suessiales, Symbiodiniaceae.